This is a messenger RNA of Theobroma umbraticum, 2826 nucleotides long. RefSeq names its product RNA-binding KH domain-containing protein (gene HEN4). The record is from RefSeq and is a predicted model, not a curated record. Gene Ontology annotation, molecular function: RNA binding. Lineage: Eukaryota; Viridiplantae; Streptophyta; Magnoliopsida; Malvales; Malvaceae.
UUCAAUGCACGAUAGAAACGAGCUCCAAAACCCUCUCUCUGCUUUUUGUCUCUGCAACUUCUUCUUGGAGAAGCAAAACGAGGAUGCUAGUAUUGAUUUGUUCGCAAAUCAAUCAAAUAAUUGAUUAAUUAAUUAACCCAUUAUAUGUAUAAAGGGAGAGAGAGUUUUUGACUUUCUUGAGUUUUAAUCGCUUCAACUGAAUUUGCUAUGGGCAGCACCUUCUUCUCUAUACCAACAAAGCGAGCCAUGCCCGACGCGACCCCUUCUUUGAACGGACCCUCCAAGCGUUCCAAGCCUCCGGCUACUCCUCUUCCUGUCCCCCCUGGCCACGUUGCCUUCCGUCUCCUCUGCCACGCGUCCCGUGUCGGUGGCGUCAUCGGCAAGUCAGGCAGUGUCAUCAAGCAACUGCAACAGGCUACCGGUUCCAGGAUCCGAAUUGAGGAUGCCCCGGCUGAAAGCCCGGACCGGGUUAUUACCGUCAUAGGCCCGAAUGCUGUUAAUACCAAGAUUGUACUGAAUUCAGGUAGCCUUGGCAAUGGUUACGGUAGUAGCGUUGAGGAAAUCGAUGUGUCCAAGGCUCAGGAGGCGUUAGUGAGAGUGUUCGAGAGGAUUCUGGAGGUGGCGGCGGAGAGCGAUGGAGCGGCCUUGGUGAUGGUUUCUUGUCGGUUAUUGGCGGAGGUUAAGCACGUUGGGAGCGUGAUAGGGAAAGGCGGUAAGGUAGUGGAGAAGAUAAGGGAAGAUACUGGGACCAAAAUUAGGGUUUUGACGGAUAAGCUACCGGCUUGUGCCAGCCCUACGGAGGAGAUUGUGGAGAUUGAAGGAGGUGUUUUAGCUGUAAAGAAAGCGCUUGUUGCUGUCUCACUUCGCCUCCAAGAUUGUCCUCCUGUCAAUAAAACAAGGAUAACUGAAAACAGGAUCAUUGAAUCAGUUCCUUCAGAGGCUUGGCGUAAACCUAUUGAGUUGCUUCCUCAUGAGACUUUGCGAAGGCCUAUUGACUUACUUCCCCAGGACACUCUGCACAGGCCUAUUGACUUACUUCCUCAGGAGACUUUGCGCAGAGCUAUUGAGGUACUUCCCCAGGAGACUUUGCACAGACCUAUUGAGGGUGUUCCGCAGGAGCCAUUGCACAGACCCAUUGAUGUUGUUCCACAGGGCUCGUUGCAUAGACCUAUUGAUGUUGUUCCGCAAGACUCCUUGCGUAGACCUAUUAAUGUUGUUUCUCAGGAGGCUUUACCUGAUCUGAAUAUAGAUCAUCUUUCACAGCGUAGUUCCCUGAUGCCUACUAUAUCCAGUAGCUCUAUCAGUUAUGCCACCAGAGUUCAUCCUUUGUCUCUAGAGUCUGAGAGUGCUUCUCCUUUGGAUACAACAACAUUGCAGCAGGAAGUGGUUUUUAAAAUUCUUUGCUCCAGUGAUAGGGUUGGGGGUGUUAUUGGAAAGGGAGGUGCAAUCAUUAAGGCUCUUCAAAGUGAUACAGGAACUACUAUUACCAUUGGACCUACACUCAAUGAUUGUGAUGAGCGGUUGGUAACUGUUACUGCAUCAGAGAACCCAGAAUCACAGUAUUCUCCAGCACAAAAGGCUGUUGUCCUUGUUUUUGUAAGAGCUUUGGAGGCUUCAAUUGAAAAAGGGUUAGAUUCAGGCUCAGGUAAGGGUUCAUAUGUCUCAGCUCGGCUCGUUGUUCCAUCAGGCCAAGUUGGCUGUCUGUUGGGAAAAGGAGGGGCAAUAAUUUCUGAAAUGCGUAAAGUGACUGGUACCGGCAUUCGAAUUUUGGGAACUGACCAGGUCCCUAAGUGUGUCACUGAAAAUGACCAAGUGGUGCAGAUUUCAGGAGGGUAUUUGAAUGUGAAAGAUGCUAUAUAUCAUGUUACCGGUAGACUACGAGAUAACCUAUUUUCUAGCACACUGAAGAAUGCUGGAGCAAAAAGUGGUUCCGCUGUUUUAACUGAGACCAGUCCUUAUGAAAGAUUGAUGGAUACUGCCCCUCUUGGGCUGCAAGUAUCAAGUGGUGUUUCUCAUAAUCUUAGUCGGCAUACUACAUUGGCACCGAAUAGUAUGGAUUCCUUUGGACUUUCCCGUAGUUUAGAUUGCCCUUAUUCACCAGGGUUAUGGACAUCAGAGACGGCUAAUGUGCUGAAUCCAAGGAGCACCACAGAUAUUGGCAGAGGAUUGACUUCUCUUAGAGGUGGAUUUGAACUUGGCAGUGGAAACAGAUCUGCUAUUGUGACAAAUACAACUGUAGAGAUUAGAGUUCCUGAGAAUGUUAUUGACUCUGUUUACGGGGAGAAUGGUCGCAAUCUGUCUCGGUUAAGAGAGAAGGGAUUGAAUAGAACAAAUAUUGCUACUGAUUCUACAACAGCCAAGGGAGAAGCGUUUCAAGAUCCAAGUAGUGACUCUUGGAGGAUACGACUGGACAGUGAAAUUUGUGAUAAGCUAGACCGACUUGUUACUUGGAAUUUUCAUCAUAUAUGGCAAAUAUAUGCUUUAGCAGUUUUUCAGCCCCCAAAAGCUUAUGCAGUAUUAAUCAUGUAAAUAGAGGCUUCUCCUCCUUUUACUUUCCAUGGUUCAUCCUGGGAAUGAACAGGAACGUUCGCCCGGUACAUGCUAUCUUUGAUCUAAAUUUCAACUUUCUAUGUAAGUCAGUCAUACCCUCUACCGUAAAGCUGAGAAUGGAAAAACAAAAACAGAUCUCAUUUUCGUAGCUAUACAGGAAAGACGGAUCAAUCAAACUAAGAAAUGGAAAGCAUUGAAGAUCCAAAUCAAAGGAGAAUGUGAUGUCGAAAUAGCAACCACAAAAAAAAAAAAACCCAGAAAUGAAAGGAGAAAGUC